Molecule: messenger RNA, 1098 nt
Organism: Pollicipes pollicipes
Lineage: Eukaryota; Metazoa; Arthropoda; Thecostraca; Pollicipedomorpha; Pollicipedidae
Product: organic cation transporter protein
Exons: 10
Coding region: 1-1098 (365 amino acids)
Biological process (GO): transmembrane transport
Cellular component (GO): membrane
Molecular function (GO): transmembrane transporter activity
Source: RefSeq, a predicted model, not a curated record
AUGGAGAGCACCAUCGUCUCAGAGUUUGACCUCGUAUGCGACAGUGAGCCUCUGCGGCCGCUCGGCGCCAGCCUCUUUUUCGUUGGUGUGGCUGUCGGGUCCAUACUGACGGGAUUCAUCGCUGACAGGUGGGGCCGGGUGGUGACGCUGAUGGCCAGCGUCGUCCUCACCGCCACCGUGGGCACGGCCGCGGCCUUCGCGCCCAGCUACGGCGUCUACACCGGUCUGCGUUUCGCCGCAGCCGUCUUCUCCUGCGGCUUCUUCAACGUGCCGUUCGUGCUGUGUAUGGAGCUGACUUCCAUCGAUGCCCGCGCGUUCUGUGGCAUCAUCAUUAAUGCCUUCUUCGCCGUCGGAGAGGCGCUGACUGGAGUGUUCCCCAUCUUCGUCAAGGAUUGGAAAUCGCUGCAGCUGAUCUACUCGGUGCCAAUUGUUCUCUUCUGCCCCUAUUGGUUCUUUCUUCCUGAGUCACCACGGUGGCUGAUGGCAGUCGGCCGGAAGGACAAGGCCGAGAAGGUGCUAAGAAACGUGGCCAAGUGGAAUGGAAAACCUUUUCCUGAAGAGCUGGUCAUGAAGGAGAGGAGCGGUGGGUCACUCCAAGAGCCCCAAGCCAUCAAUGAAAGCUUCAUUAGCGUGAUUAAGUCACCUGUCCUCCUAAAGCGAGCGUUCAUCCUGGCUUUUCAGUGGCUGGUGGUGGCGAUGGUCUACUACGGCAUCGGCAUGGUGUCCACUGACCUGGGAGGUGACGUUUACACCAACUUCAUCCUCACGAUGCUGAUCGAAAUACCGUCGUACGUGUUCUGCGCACUCACCAUUAAUCCACUGGGUCGAAAGCUGGUGAUAGGUGGUGCCUUCCUGUUAAGUGGACUGGGCACCAUCUGCGCAGGACUCGUGCCGGCCAACGAACUGGAGUGGCUGACGACGACCUUGGCUCUGCUGGGCAAAUUCGGCGCGGCGUCAGCGUUCUCGCUCCUGUACCUGUACACGGCGGAGCUGUACCCAAACGGAGUGCGUGUGAUAGGCGUGGGCGUGGCCUCAGCCAGCGGAAGAAUCGGCUCCGUGCUCGCACCGGUCAUCGCCGAUCUGGGCACGGCUGUGUAG